AUGACAAUAUGUCACAAUAGUAAAAUGGCGAAUGUGCGUGAUAGUGAUACUUCUCUGUGGCUUCAUAAUAAACUCGGAAUUUCUAAUGAUUCUUGGACAGGUGGCUCAAUAUGCUCACAGCUGAAUGCAGAAGUGUUGAGAAAUAUAAAAGAUUGUUUUCCAGACCUGCAAACACAGGUCAAACUGAAGUUGUUAUUAAGCUUCUUUCAUAUCCCGCGCAGAAACCUGGAAGAGUGGAAAACUGAAUUGGAACAAAUUCUAGAAGUUGCUGUUGGUGAUUCUGAAUUGUGGGUAGCCAUGCUAGCAGAUGCUUUAAAAACAUACCCAUCUAGUGGGUCCUUGAACACUGAAAUAUCCGAUGUUGAUGAAGUUCGUCCAAUAUUCACGGAUUUAGUAACAGAUUUGCGAAAACUGGUUCGAAAACAAAAUGAGCAUACAAUGCUUCCCAUGGAAUGUCAUUAUUUGAAUAAAGCAGCUCUAGUCUCUGUGGUAGGGCACAAACCUGAACCUCUAAAACACUUCACCAUUAAAAAGAAACCAAAAUCAGCUUUACUUAGAGCUGAUCUUCUACAGAAAUCUUCUGAUGCAGCAUCAAACUUGAACAAAAAAUCAUCUGCUCCUGUUAUUCCUGUCAGAUCAAGGGGUAUGCCGAGAAAGAUGACUGACACCAGUAAGUUUGCUCCUCUCAAAGGCAUUCCAAGUAGGGUGCCAACAUCAGGAUUUCGAUCUACUGUCUCCAAUAACAACACAAACAACCGGCCUCCCUUAUCACGAGCACCGGCUGGCAGAAAGGAAGGAGGGGUAAAAUUAUUGGACAUUGCUGAUCAGCCUCUGGGAUAUGUUGCUGCAAAGAAAAGAAAGAAGAUGCAAGAAAUCGAAGAUGCCAAAAAAGCUACAGAAAAUGCAGCCCUACAAAGUCCGCCACCUGCUACUGGUACACCUGAUUAUGCUGCUGGUUUAAAUUCUACCCCAGGAUAUGCUCCACCUACUCCACAACCCAUAACAACGGCAGCACCUUCCGCUUCAGUUUUGUCUUCUCCACAACCGGCAGUAAUUCAACCCCCUCCUACACCCAUUGUCGCACCACCAACUCCUGCGCCAGUUCAACAUGUCUCUCCACCUACACCGGCUCCUCCACCGACUCCGCAACCCGCCAUCACUCCUCAGUUCAUACAGACCAUGCGACCCGUACCACCACUAUUGGCUACAACCCCGUCCGGACAGAGGGCCAUCAUCACAGAACAACCUCAGCAGGUGCAGACACAGCAAAUCAUACGAACGCCGGUAUUGGUAGCUCAGAGACCUGUUCAGCAGACUCAGCAGACGGUCACACAUAUCAGAAUCCAACCCCAGCCGACGACAAAUGUAUUGCAAAGGAGGGGUUUGGCACUCACAAGAGAACAAAUGUUGGAAGCCCAGGAUAUGUUCCGAACUGCCAACAAAGUUACUCGACCAGAAAAGGCUCUCAUCCUUGGAUUCAUGGCAGGAUCAAGGGACAAUCCCUGUCCCCACCUGGGCAAUAUUGUAACAAUAAAGCUAUCAGAAGAUCAGGAGAAUGUCCUUCAACCUGACGAUACAUACCUUACUAUGUUGGUAGAGACUCAUUUCCAAAUGAACUACAACAAUGGAGAAUGGAAAAGAAUCAAAAAGUAUCGCCAUGUCGAAAAUAUGGUUGAACAAAUAACGCAGAGUGCUCCUACAGCAGCUUUAGUAUGACAAAAUGUUCAUAGGUAGUCGUGAGCAGCAGCAAAAUAGAUUUCAUCUUCCUGGCAAAACUAACAAUGCAAGUUUUUAGGGUAUUUGGGGAAUUUUCAAUAUCAAAUUGGUUGUUUAUUUUUUCAAAUGUCAAGUACAAUUCUGCUAGUGUACUUUGAAAAUUUUCAACCCCAAAAUUGGGGAAGAACAAGAAAUUUGCUAAAUUAAUCAGGAUAUUAAGAGAAAGGUAUUUUUCUCAUCAUAACUAAUUGAAAGCCUGCUUUAGAUUCUGAAUGUAGACUGAGGGGAUGUGCUUUUAAAGUAUUUAGUUUGUAAGAUAAUGAAUUCUCCAAAACAUAUAUACUGAAUUUUUUGAUGAAUUGAGAGUACUUUUAGAGAAAAUGUAUAUAUAAUAAUAUGAUAUAUUAUU
Messenger RNA from Leptinotarsa decemlineata (Colorado potato beetle), 2125 nucleotides. Its product is annotated as Negative elongation factor A. The record is from RefSeq and is a predicted model, not a curated record. Gene Ontology annotation, cellular component: NELF complex. Gene Ontology annotation, biological process: negative regulation of transcription elongation by RNA polymerase II. NCBI's taxonomy places the organism in Eukaryota, Metazoa, Arthropoda, Insecta, Coleoptera, Chrysomelidae.